AUGGAGUCUUAGUUAAGCUUCAUUUGCAUCCGAUAACAUACUUUUUUAGAUUAGAAAUAUGUUCUAUAAUUGCUUCCAACUAAGAUUACUCUAAAUUAAGUAUGACAUGAAUAUAAUAAAGAUUGGCAAAGAACCUAAAUACAUAAUUGAAUUAGAAUUAAAUAAUACAAUUUCAUGGCAAUUAAAUCAAAUGAAUUAACUCAUAAGUUUUAGUAUAAUGUGGAACAAUAUUGAGAAACAAUUUCACUCAGCUCACGAGGAUCUGUUAAAGUUACGAUAAACUAUAAAAAAUAAAAUUAUGUUUUAAACUGUUCGGAAUCUUUACAAACCUAUGCAAUAAUUAGGAGAAGGAAAUUUUGACGAAGUAAUUCAUUUUUAGAAAAUUUAGGUAUAUUUAUGCAUUGACAGAAUUAAUGGUAAUUCAUAUGAAAUAAAAUGUCUAGCAAAAAAUUAGUUUGAAGAUUCCAUUGUAUUUAUAGCAUAUUUUACUUAAGACACGUAUUCAUAAUGAGAUAUCUUGUUUAACAAAUAUUAAAUCUGAUUAUGUUUAAUAGUUACAUGAAGUAUUUAAUGGAGAAAAUACUGUUUAUUUAAUUUAAGAGUAUUUAGAAGGUGUAAAUUUAUAUGAAUUAAUUAUGAAUGUUGCAUUAGAUAGGACUUAAAUAUUAAUUAUCAUGAAAGUAAUUUUAAAUAUCAGUAUCAUAAAGCAAUUGAUUACUGCUGUGAGAGAUAUUCAUUCCAGAAAUAUUAUGCAUAGAGAUAUUAAGCCAACUAAUAUAGUAUUCAAAAAUAGAGAUUCCAUAGAAGGACUAAAAUUAAUAGAAUUUCAUUUAGCUGUUUAUAUUGAUCCAUCAUAAGAUUUAAGAGUUUGUGGAACUCCUGGUUAUGCAGCUCCAGAAAAAUUCAAAGAUAGUUACAAUGAAAAAGUUGAUCUUUUUAGUGUUGGAUGUAUAUUCUUUAAAUUGUAUGCAUAUAUAUAUAUUAUUAUAUAUAGAGUUACAAGCAGAGAUUUAUUUCCUGGAAAGACAUCAAAUGAAAUUUUGAGAAUGAAUAAAAUUUGCAACAUAGAUUUAAAAAUUCUCUAAUUAUAUAAACUUUCUGCUGAGGAAACAGAUCUUUUGAUUAAUCUACUUGAAAUAGAUCCAGAAAAAAGAAUAAGUGCAGAAGCAGCAUUAUCUCAUCCAUAUUUUUUAUGUGACAAUAUAUAGCAAGAUUAAUAAUAAUUAGCUAAAAAAAAAUCUAUAUAAGGACCUACUACUAGUGAAAGAAGCAAUAAUUUAUUAUAAAAGGAAAUUAAUGAAAUUGAAAAAAAUCCAGAUGAAUUGUAAGUCGAUCAUGAAUCUCCUCACAUUAGUGCUAUUCCCAAUUUCAAAGUAUUAAAAAAAGAUUCUCAAAUUCAAUAAUCUCAAAUAGUAAGAAAGAAUUCAAAAUUAAAAAAAAGUGAAACUCAAGAAUAUACUUAAUUAAACUUUAAUAAGUCCAAAUACUAACCUAGAAAUUCUGUUCAUUAAACAAUUGUUUGA
This is a messenger RNA of Paramecium sonneborni, 1523 nucleotides long. NCBI's taxonomy places the organism in Eukaryota, Ciliophora, Oligohymenophorea, Peniculida, Parameciidae. The record is from the annotation of a GenBank genome assembly.